CCUUGACCCCGUUCCCCCGUUAAGAUUCUCCACACUGAAUUAGGUGAAGACAAAAAUAAAAAAAAGAAUCAAAGAAAGCUCUGCCAAACUCGUCACUAAAACAGCUGCGAUGCUUGGACUCUUUCCCUAGAUUGAAUCGAGUGUAAUAUCUAUCCAUAAAAAAUCGAGUGUUCGAACUUUAUUCGAUUAAAUGGCAUCUCCCCUUCUCAGAAGGUCGCUAGGUGGACUUCGGGCGAUUCGUUCUUCGAUUGCUUAUUCACAGAAGCCACAAAUAUACAGUUCUUUUGUUAAUAGGAACGCAUUUUGCAGACAGGUUGACAUUUCUUCUUUGUUGCCAAAUAUUGGUUUGGCUCGUUGUGCAAUGGCUUCUUCAAUAUCUGGAUCAAAAGCUGCAUUCUCAACUCAAUCUGUGUCUACUAAGGAACCUGUUGUUUCUGUUGAUUGGCUUCAUGCUAACCUCAGGGUGCCUGAUGUUAAGGUGUUAGAUGCUUCCUGGUACAUGCCAGAUGAGCAGAGGAAUCCAUUUCAAGAAUACCAGGUUGCACACAUUCCUGGUGCUUUAUUCUUUGAUGUAGAUGGAAUAUCAGAUCAAACUACAAAUUUGCCACAUAUGUUGCCAUUGGAAGAAGCUUUUGCUGCUGCAGUUUCUGCACUGGAUAUUCAGAAUGAAGAUGGGGUGGUUGUUUAUGAUGGAAAGGGAAUUUUCAGUGCAGCUCGUGUUUGGUGGAUGUUUCGAGUGUUUGGGCAUGAUAGAGUUUGGGUGUUGGAUGGAGGAUUGCCACAAUGGCGUGCUUCAGGAUAUGAUGUUGAAUCUAGUGCUUCUGGAGAUGCUAUUUUAAAAGCUAGUGCUGCUAGAGAAGCAAUAGAGAAGGUUUAUCAGGGAAAAAUGGUUGCUCCAAUUACUUUUAAGGCUAAAUUCCAGGCACAUCUUGUCUGGACACUUGACCAGGUUAAGAAAAACAUUGAGGACAAAACAUACCAACAUGUAGAUGCCCGCUCGAAGGCCAGGUUUGAUGGGGUUGCACCAGAACCUCGAAAAGGAAUAAGAAGUGGUCAUGUACCAGGCAGCAAGUGUGUUCCCUUUGUACAGAUGUUGGACAGCUCACAGACCCUUUUACCUGCAGAUGAGCUUAAGAAAAGGUUUGAACAAGAAGGUAUCUCUUUGGACGGUCCUAUCAUUACUUCUUGUGGCACUGGCGUAACUGCAUGUAUUCUUGCACUGGGACUUCACCGACUUGGGAAGCAUGAUGUUCCUGUUUAUGAUGGAUCUUGGACUGAGUGGGGUGCACAAUCUGAUGUUCCUGUCGCCACUAGUUAAAAUGUUUGUGCUCCUCGGCUACAUGAACUAUGUAACGUUCAUCUUGUUUUGAUAUUGAGAGAUUGUGUAGGUACCUCUCUGUGUCUAUCGUGAAUAAUAUAAGCAGAACGCUUUCAUUGCAAAUACCUUCUUGAACAUGGGAGUUGCAACUUUAGAAGUCCUUUAACUUGGAUUCUUAAGGCCAGAUGAAUAUACUGCCAAGCAAAGAUCAAAUUGUUUAUUUAAGAAUCUGGUUCUUCCCCUACGAA
Messenger RNA from Nelumbo nucifera (sacred lotus), 1566 nucleotides. Its product is annotated as thiosulfate/3-mercaptopyruvate sulfurtransferase 1, mitochondrial-like. The record is from RefSeq and is a predicted model, not a curated record. Gene Ontology annotation, molecular function: thiosulfate-cyanide sulfurtransferase activity. Gene Ontology annotation, cellular component: mitochondrion. Lineage: Eukaryota; Viridiplantae; Streptophyta; Magnoliopsida; Proteales; Nelumbonaceae.